UUUCGCUUAUUUUCAUCUAAAAAACACGAUUUAAAUAUCGAAUUUAGCCAGAAAGUUAUUGACUAGGUAAGAACAAUACAAAUGGCACCACGAAAACGUAGAAUAAAGGUAACAGUGCCGACUGCUUCGCCGGAGAAAGCCAAAUAUAGCAUCGUCGUCAUCCAAACUAUUCUAAAUGGCCAGGAAAGUGAAACAUCUCACGUAAAAGUGCUUAAGGAACUGAAAAAUAUUUAUCCAACGGUAACGCACGAAUCGUUUAUGAAAUCCUUCAUCCAAUCGCUGAAGGGAGCAAUGCAGCAUGAAGAGGCUAACGAAUACGCUAACAAUCGGCUAAAGCUUUGCGCAAAGUUUAUCGCCCAUCCGGACUACAGCGAGCAGGAAGAAACGCACCCGAUAAUAGUGCACUCGUUCGACUGGCUGCUGGGUACGAUCAGCCCUUCGUCAACGGUCCGUUUUCGCAUCUGUCAGUUCGUCAAUCUCGUACUGAACGCUAUGGGGCCGGAGGCCUCGCUGGACGAUGACAUUUGCGACAAAAUCCUUCGCUACAUGUUGGAACGAAUGCGCGAUGUCUCGCCGAACGUUCGGGUGCAAGCGGUCCUAGCUCUGCAGCGGUUACAGAACCCGGACAAUCCGGAUGAUUGCGUGUUUCGGACGUAUAUCUAUCACCUGGACACGGAUCCGUCGCCUAAGGUGCGGCAGUCGAUUAUUACGUCUUUGGGGAGGAACUAUCGUACCCUGCCGUACAUUCUCGAGCGGUUGUGGGACGUUGAGGAACGGGUUCGGCGGCAUACCUACCUGCAGAUGAGCAGCUAUCCGGUGAAGCAAUACAAGGUGGCACAACGGUUGACCUUCCUGGAGCAGGGCCUCAAGGAUCACUCCGAAUCCGUUCGGAAGGUGGUGAAAAACGUACUGAUCCCGCAGUGGUUCGAGUCCUAUCAGAAGAAUUAUGUGCUGUUUGUUAAGGCGCUGAAAAUCGAUGCCGAAGAGAUGGAACUGGAAAGGUUUCGCAAUACGGCGAAUUUGGCACUUUUUGAGAUAUUCUCGAAAUAUGGAAUAGCCGAUGCUACCAGUAUGUUGGGUGUUAAUGAGGAGGAUAAAACUGUUCCGCUGGAAAGUUUGACUAUCGAAACGGCGAUUUGUUGGCAGGCUUUGUUGGACUUCUUGCAGAAGACGGAAUCGGAUGAGUUGGAGAAUUUGAUGGUGGAUUUAUCUACGUUUUGCAAUUAUAUUAAAGUUUUCGCUGACAAUCCGUCGGUUUGCAACUACAUACGUAUGCUAGCGGAUGAUCCGUCCAUGAUAGCGGAAAAGCUUCAGAAGAUGUACUUUCAGACGAUGUUGCAAAUCUUGCUGGAAAUAAUUGAUUCCUAUGAUUUUGGUGACGAAUUUGGUCGCGAAACACUGAAGAAAAUACUCGCCGAUGUGCUCUGUAAUUGCGACUUGGCCGAGGAGAACGUUAAAAUUAUCCUAUCGAUUUUUGAACGUUUAAUCGUCGAUGUAGAAACGAGGUUUAAGUUUUUCGUUGAUUUGAUAAAUGGCGUUUUGGAACCGUCACGAGCCGAUGUUUCGAACUCUUCCCGUUCGAUGGUGGAAGAAUAUCUGGAGAAAAAUCCCGACAAGGGUUUGCAGAUGAAGAUUUCCAAACUGCGUUUGAAUAUAAUGGAGUUGAAGGAACAGGAAAUGGUUAAGGCCAAUGCGAAGGAUUACGCUGGUGCCCAGCGCGUUUCCGACGAAUUGAACAAAGCAAAUGAGGAGUAUGCUAGCUUACUUAAACCGAUACUGCUGGAGGUUUCCUCUUCAACCGAUGGCACUACUAUAUUUCGUGAGUCGAUGUUAAAGCCGAAGAAGAUUACCAACGCUACCAUCAACAAAUGCCUGCAAAUUUCAUUUUAUCUGGUAAACAGCAACACAGUUCGGUCGUUGACUCCAAUUGUGUGCGAUUUGUACAAAACUUUUAUUAGUCGAUACUUGGAAUCGGCUGAAAUCGCUACUCGAGACUGGGCCUUACGGAGUGCGGUGGCUUUCAGUAUGCUCUACGAUGGAUUGUCGAAAGACACAUUCCAGCUGCUGUAUCAACAAUUCUUCCGAAACCAUUGUACUCGUAUUUGGCAAACUUCGAUCGAGGGUAUUUUCGAGUUGAUGGAUCGCUACGGAAUUGAGCACUUCGAUGUGGAGUCCAAAAAGGAUGAGUCGAGAAAAAAUACGCGCCAGCUAUACAACACAAUGGACUAUCUGGAUCAGGAUGAGGAUGCGGCUAACACGUCCAACAUGGGAACAGGCGUGACCCUGAUGCGCAUGAUGACUCACUUCCUCGAAACUUGCGAAGACAACGUGAUCUGUACGGCCAUCGUCGAUGGUUUCUGCCGAUUGAUUCUGCGAGGACACUGCACUUCGCAGGAAAUUAUGUCGAAACUGUUGUUAAAGUACUUCAAUCCGACGACCGAGCCGAAAACACAGCAAAUUUUGGGCAUAUUCUUUGAGGCACUUAUCAACCGAAAGCGACAGGAAGUGUUGCAAAAAGCUCUGCUAAGUACCGUUUGUACCAUCAUGGAAGCUCCGAACGAUAGCCCCCUGCACGAGGUGAAACCGGAGCAUGUUCUGAAGUUUGUUGUCGAUUCAACCAAACCGGUCUUCUGCAGUCCCGGUUUGAAUCUGCACAACAUGAUUGCGAUGUCUUCACUGCAGGUGAUGUUGGAUAAUCUUCACUAUAAAGAUCUACUGAAAAUUCUCAGCAAAGAGCUACUUUCGUUGGAAAUCUCCGACGACCCGGUACUAAAAAAUGACCUAAUUAAUUGCCUUGACAAAGUCCUAGAGGAAGAAACUAUGGAUCCAAAGAUUGUAAAACACCUGAAGGACUUCAAGCAGCUUCUCGAAGGAACCUAUCGAGAACCGCUGUUGUUUUCGUCCUCCAGAGCUCCGCCGACCAACGAAACUAGAGAAGCUGACGAACAUUCCGACCAUGAGGAGGCACUGGAAACAAUUGAAGAGGAUGAAAAUCAUCCUCCUGCUCCAAACAGGGAGGUGCCUAUAAUCAAUAAAUCAUCCCUGCAAACAGACGACACCAAUCGAACUCUGUCCUCACCGGCUAAAUCUUUUACAUCAUCACCGGUUCCACCCUCGACGCCACCGGCUACCCCGACUACGUUCGGUGCACAAAACACUACCGGAAUGAAGUCGCUUCGAAAAUCAAUGAACUUUCUCGGUUUUCCAGAACAACAGGUUGUUCCGAAAAAUAUCUUCAAAGUUCCCGAUGCGAAUACGGCUAAAGCUUUACGUCAGGUUCAACAAAAAGCAAACAAGAAGAGAAACCAAACCCCAGCUCAGGAGGAAGAUUCCGAUGAAGAGAAGGAAGACGAGCCUGUGGCUGUGGCUUCCAACGCCGACCAAGAAUCAUUCGCAAUUCCUGCUACGCAGGACACUUCCACAUCGUCUUCAGCCGACGGUGAUACGUCCAUUUUACAUUUGGAAAUUCCCGAAACCCAACCGUCACCGACAAAGGAAGUUGUCACCAGCAGUCAGAGAGACUCUGUUAAGGUGAAAACACCUUCAAAGCGAAAAAUGUCCACCGAUAGUAGUGAAGAGGCAACUUCCACUUCGUCGGAAGAAUCGACCGAGGUGCAAGAAAAAGGCAAAAAAGGAAAUAAAACCCUUGAAGAGGACGUUGUCAACGCUUCGCCUAAUGCUACGGUAUCUCGUCUUGAUCGCAGCAUCAUCCGGCCUCUAGUGAAGGCAUCCGCUAAAUCAAUAGUGCAAUCGAAGGGUACUACUCCGCAAACUUUACCCCGAACACGCACUGCUACACGAGUCGACACCAUGCAAAAGAAGGCGACGACGCGAAAGUCCUUGGGAGUACCGGAUAAGAACUCUUCUAAACGAUCCAGUCUCACUGGGAUCACUGCUCUACCGGAAAGUCCAAAGAAAACCAGAACCAGAACCUCAACUGUAGCUGCGACUGCGACUACGUCGGACUCUAACAAAGAGGCUAAGCAUACUCAAAACAAGGAGAAAGAAGUGGUAGACAGUGAAGUGACGGCCAAACGUCCCAGUAGACGUUCUGUAGGUGUAACCAAAAAAGGUUCCCCUACAAAGGAAACUAACAAGCAAAAAGAUGAUGACAAAAAAUCGGAGUCGGAGCCGAAGCCGAAAGAAGUGAGCGAAGCUCGCAGAUCGUCAAGAAAUUCCUUAGCCUCUUCAGCUAAGAGUACUCGUGCGAAAUCCGCCGAAAAACCACCCGCCAAAACGUCAACAGAAAAACAAUCCGAUCAAGAAAUCUCAACGCGACGCAGCCUGCAGGGCACUCGCGCAGCGAGAAAAACCUUGGAAAAAACAUCGUCGUCACCCGGCAGCGGCGGCACCGGUGAAGCUCAGUCCAGCCCGAAAAAGCAAUCCUCCAGCAGCAGCGACAGUGCCAGCCAAACUAGCAGCGGCGGCGGCAGCAGUUCGUUCAAGUCGGCCCAAAGCCACCGAACACCGGUUGCGACCCGUGCCUCGAAGGGGCGUGCGUCCGCUUCCGCCGCUUCGUCAUCAUCCUCCAAGGAGCCCUCGGAAAGUACGUCCGCUUCAUCGCUCAGUAGCAGCGAGAUUUCCUCGACCAGCAGUCCACUGCGGGGUAAACGGAUAGCCUCCACGCCGCUCAGUGCGAUACGGACAGUGACGCGGUCAGCAACGACAACGGCGCCGACCAGGCCGGUACGGAAGGUGGCAAAGAAGCAGAAGUAGUAACUAGCGUUUGGAGAUUUAUCUUUUUAAAGUUUACACUUUUUUUUUAC
Molecule: messenger RNA, 4766 nt
Organism: Sabethes cyaneus
Lineage: Eukaryota; Metazoa; Arthropoda; Insecta; Diptera; Culicidae
Gene: Cap-G
Product: condensin complex subunit 3
Exons: 6
Coding region: 82-4716 (1544 amino acids)
Biological process (GO): mitotic chromosome condensation
Cellular component (GO): condensin complex; condensed chromosome; cytoplasm
Source: RefSeq, a predicted model, not a curated record